UCGGAUAUGUAUCACAGCUCCUAACUUUGCCAUGCUCCAAUUGAGAACUAGAUUGAAGCAGGGAUGGAGUGCAGCUAUCUUUACCCCCCUUCAAGGUCUCAUAUGCUGACAAUUUUGGUGUCAAACUCGGAUAAGAGAGUGCCACAUCAUCAAAGAUCUCAGAGCUUGCCAACACUUGUUGAACUCUAUCAGAGAGAUUUACGCAUACUCGAUCUGCCUAUUCAUACAUGAAGACAAACAUGGCCUACUUAUUCCACAAGAAACCAAAAAGCAAAAGCGCUUGAAAAACAGGUGCUCUUGGCAUUCAAUCCAACGUUUCAUUUGCUGCUUCGACUGCCAACACGCCAACUAAAUGUCAAUCCAUUCAUGUGGGUAGUUAGUGACUCGUGGUCCUGAGCCUGCAAACCUGGAAGUGGGAUUUCCGCUCUUUUUCUCCUCACCUAUUUCAGCUUUUACAACAGAACAAUAGAGGUAGAUACCACAAGUUUUAACAAGGAACUUUAAAUUGCUGCCUCUGCAGAUAUUGCUUUGGGAAAAAUACGGUAUGACAUUACUGAAUUUGUGAUUUGAAAUUAAAGACACUUUGUGAUUAGCAUAUCAUUAUUCCAUAUACGCAAGGUUUGAAUUUGAUAUAAACUCUUUGAGUAGUUAGAGGAAACAUAAAAGAAGUGUCUUCCAUGGAUGCUCUGGCUUGGAAAACUGUGACAGGUAUUGGUAGAGAAGGUUGCAUAGGCACAAAAUCAAGAAAUUAUUCUACUGAUAAGAGUGUACCUUUUGAAUUGGGAUUAAAAUGUCAGCCUUCUGAGGCUAAUUUCAAGUUUUGCAAAAAUCCCAAAUUCUGUCCUCCUAUUCCUCCUUUGUUCUCACCUCCGUUACUUUUUUCUGAUCCUCUAAAAUUUAUUUGGAUUAACAAAACGAGUGAGGAGGACGGGGAAGAAGGCGCUAAACAUGAGCUAAAUACGGACGAGAGCUGUGAUGGGUUCAAUUCCUCAGAAAGUAGGGUUGUGAAAACUUCCCAACAAAUCAACGAAUCUAAUGAAGAGGAAGGGGAAGAAAGCGCGGGGUUGAAUGGCCUUCUUAGUUCUGAUGAUUCACAGACGAAGCUUGCUGAUCAAAGUCCCGCAAAGUUAAAAGAAUCCCAUGACAGCUCGGAGGCUCAAGCCAGUCAAGGCAACUGUAUCUCACCUAAUGAUGAGAACGGGCAAGAAAACCCUGAUGAUCCCGAUCAAACAAGUCACGCCAAUUGGGUUGGGAGAAUAAUAGAGUUAGGAUAUUCUUGGAAAGAAGAGAAGAAAUGUGAUCCAAAAUCGUCUUCAAAUGGAGCCUCCAGCUCGAAGAGAGAACCCUGUUUGCCCCAAGAGAUUGAUUGCUCCUCCGGUAAUAGUGACCCCAGUCAUCAGGUCUACAGUUGCAAAGGUCAUGAGGAUUUUUCGUGUUAUCUGAGUAAACAAGUAUCUAUCAGUCCAGUAACUGGCGACAGGGAUUCCUUCUCUAGGUUACUGCAUCCGGUAUCUUUGCCAGAUACAAAGCUUUACGCCCAGAUGUCAUUUCUCUGUGACCAGGCGUAUUCAAUUUCUCUGAUUAAGCCAGCAGAACUGUGGAAGUCCUAUCGACUCCGUUAUGUUACUUCAUCCUUGGAUAAGACAGCUGAAUCAACUGCUAAAGUUGCGAGUUCCAUGUCAACUACAAACACUGGCUUGCAAUCACUGUCAAUCUCUUCUGAGACAAGAGAAGAAGACAACUCUAAGGACAAUGAUGGAACUAACUCUAGGCCCUCUGUAAGCCCUAGGGUGGCUUAUGAGAUAGCUGCAUCUGCAGCUUCUUAUAUACAUUCACAAACAAAAUGCAUCCUACCCUUUAAAUCCCAGGGAAGAAAUGAGGCAGACAACAAUGAAAAUUUGAAUACUGGGACAAAACAGGAUGGAGCAACAGACACAGAUAAUAACAGGGUGAAUAAUGAAACUGAGAAGGAUGCAGAAGAUACUCUGUUGGUAGAAAGAACACCUUAUAGAGAUAAUCAGCAGACAUUUUCCAAUUCACAAGCUGAGUCUAGUAAGCUCUCCAGCAUGUCCAAGCCAGAGAUGGCUGCAAUUGUAGCUACCUCAUCGGGCAACACUCAAGAGGAUACAAAACAAGUGGAGCAGUCAUUACAUCCUCCUCCUCCUCCUUGUGAGUGGUUUAUAUGUGAUGAUAACAUAAGGCAAACCCGCUACUUUGUUAUUCAGGGAUCCAAUUCAUUAGCCGCAUGGCAAGCAAAUUUGUUUUUUGAACCCACACAAUUUGAGGGCUUUGAAGUUCUCGUGCACAGAGGAAUUUAUGAAGCUGCCAAGGUAAUGUAUGAACAAAUCUUGCCCAAGAUUCUCUCUCAUUUGAGAAGACAUGGAGAGGAUGCAAAAUUUAGAUUCAUAGGUCACUCUUUAGGAGGAAGUCUUUCAUUGCUUCUAAAUUUGAUGCUGCUCAUAAGAGGGGUGACCUUGAAAACAUCACUUUUACCAGUUAUAACAUUUGGUUCACCUUGUAUUAUGUGUGGAGGAGACUACCUGCUCCAGAAAUUAGGUUUGCCCAACAAACAUGUACAGGCUGUUAUGAUUCACAGAGAUAUUGUGCCCCGUUCCUUUGCAUGCAAUUAUCCAGAUCAUGUCGCAGAAGUUUUGAAGAGGGUAAAUAUUAGCUUCCGAGAUCACCCUUGUCUUAAUUUCCAGAAAAUUUUGUAUGGAUCCAUGGGUCAGCUGUUGAUCUUGCAGCCAGAUAAGAAAAUCUCUCCUCCUCAUCCAUUACUUCCUUCUGGCUGUGGUUUUUAUGUACUCCAUCACAUAAACCAGGAUAAUAAGGAACAUGAGAAUGAGCUUUCCCACACGCUUCAAGUUCAGGCUGCUCAAAGAGCCUUUCUGAACACUCCGCACCCACUUGAAAUUCUUAGUGAUCGGUGUGCUUAUGGUCCCGAGGGAUCUAUAUCUAGAGAUCAUGAUUCAAGUAAUUAUGUGAAAGUCAUCAAUUACAUUCUUCAGCAACAUCUAAGAAAGUCGCGAAGGGAGCAAAGAAGGCAGGUAUGGUGGUCUUCAGUUACUGCAGAUUCACCAAUGUCUUCGAAGAGACCCUCCAAAGCAGCUAAGGGGGAGAGUAAAAUGUCUGAAGAUUUAACAAGCACCUGCAAAUAAGGUGUGUUGAGGUUCUGCAGUCUUCGUAGUGAAUGCUUCUUUGAUGUAGUUUGGUGGAAUCUGGAUAUGAUUUAGUUCAAGUGUUUCAAAAAAUCUGUAUGAUUUAUCAACAUUAGCUAGAGAAAUGAUUUAAAUCAUUAGGUUUCUAAUGACAGCUCCAGGCAGGAUUGUGGAGCACAUUAUUGCCUGCAAAACAUGUCAUAUCAUGUGCAAGAUUGCUAGCUUUAUGCACAGUGAUGUUUUGCAGUCAUAACAAUUCUUUUACUUGUAAAUAACAUGGAUAAAUUCUUUGUACUUGUAAAUAACAUAGACGAAUUCUUUGUACUUGUAAAUAAUGCGCCUUGAUGAAUUCUUU
This is a messenger RNA of Cryptomeria japonica (Japanese cedar), 3513 nucleotides long. RefSeq names its product phospholipase A1 PLIP1, chloroplastic. The transcript is spliced from 5 exons. Gene Ontology annotation, molecular function: glycerophospholipid phospholipase A1 activity. Lineage: Eukaryota; Viridiplantae; Streptophyta; Pinopsida; Cupressales; Cupressaceae. The coding region runs from base 678 to 3158 and encodes 826 amino acids. Gene Ontology annotation, biological process: lipid metabolic process. The record is from RefSeq and is a predicted model, not a curated record.